AUGGCCAGCACCAGGAGUAUCGAGCUGGAGCACUUUGAGGAACGGGACAAACGGCCGCGGCCGGGGUCGCGGAGAGGGGCGCCCAGCUCCUCCGCCGGCAGCAGCGGCUCGGGCCCCAAAGGCAACGGGCUCAUCCCCAGCCCGGCGCACAGCGCCCACUGCAGCUUCUACCGCACGCGGACCCUGCAGGCCCUGAGCUCGGAGAAGAAGGCCAAGAAGGCGCGCUUCUACCGGAACGGGGACCGCUACUUCAAGGGCCUGGUGUUUGCCAUCUCCAGCGACCGCUUCCGGUCCUUCGACGCGCUGCUCAUGGAGCUCACCCGCUCCCUGUCGGACAACGUGAACCUGCCCCAGGGCGUCCGCACCAUCUACACCAUCGACGGCAGCCGGAAGGUCACCAGCCUGGACGAGCUGCUGGAAGGUGAGAGUUACGUGUGCGCAUCGAAUGAACCGUUUCGGAAAGUGGACUACACCAAAAACGUUAAUCCGAACUGGUCUGUGAACAUCAAGGGUGGGACCCCCCGAGCCUCGGCUCCCCCCUCCUCAGUGAAGAGUGAAGUGAAGGAAAGUAAAGACUUCAUCAAGCCCAAAUUAGUGACUGUGAUUCGAAGUGGAGUGAAGCCUCGAAAAGCUGUGCGGAUCCUCCUGAAUAAGAAGACGGCUCACUCCUUCGAACAGGUCUUAACAGAUAUCACCGAAGCCAUUAAGCUGGAUUCAGGAGUGGUGAAGAGGCUCUGCACGCUGGACGGGAAGCAGUUGCAGCGAGCGGGGGCUGCUGUUCAUGGCAGUGCCAGGGCUCCUCACUGUGGGAGCUUCUUUCUGUGGCAGAGCGUGGGUUCUCGGGCACACGGGCUUCAGCGGUCGGAGCCCCUGCGCUUGGUCGUUGCGGCUCACUGGCUCUAG
Odocoileus virginianus texanus is the source of this 903-nucleotide messenger RNA. The record is from RefSeq and is a predicted model, not a curated record. NCBI's taxonomy places the organism in Eukaryota, Metazoa, Chordata, Mammalia, Artiodactyla, Cervidae.